Messenger RNA from Trichobilharzia regenti, 1209 nucleotides. The record is from the annotation of a GenBank genome assembly. Lineage: Eukaryota; Metazoa; Platyhelminthes; Trematoda; Strigeidida; Schistosomatidae.
AGUGAUCAAGGUAGCAAGCUUUAAAAUAUGUGCAGCAAUGUAGAAUUACUGAAGUCAACUUUAAAUAGGGUCACGGAUGAUCCCAAUAUAGAUGUACAUACAGGCUAUCCUAGGAUUGAUCGGUCUAAUGAUAGAUCAACGGAUUAUAAUGUGCGAAACGCGAACAGAUUGCCGGAACCUGGUGUUCUCUUCUCCAGUGGUAGCACUGCACAUGACCAUAAAAACCUCUUAGUAAACCGGUAUACCAAAACCAUUGAUAAAGGUAACUUAUGCGGAGCUUCACCAGAUUUUCACUAUGUGGAUGAACUCCGAUCAAGACUUCCUAAUUCAAAAUAUAAUGGCUCACGUCCUGGAGCGUUUUUUCCCUGGCCAAGAUACAUGGCAGGCGAAAAAAUAGAAAAACUUAGUCGAAGUUUAUCAUCUAGUUCUUUAAUCGGGAUUGAAAUGGAACGUCGUCCACCAACAAAUCUUCCUGGACCUAUUAAAAUGGCAUUUGGUCGUGCUGCUCCUGGUUAUUAUGCUCAAAGAUAUCCAAAUGAAGAGACAUGGUUUAAUUCAAAUGUAUUGCAUAACCGUGUAUCAAUACCCAGAUUCGGUUCACCAUCACGUACACUGGACAACUAUGAAGUAUGCGAUACAAGAUUAAAACAAUAUUUAUCUGAAUUGAAUGAGUUGACAGAAUAUCAGGAUAAAUAUUUAGCACAUACACCAUCAGUUAAAAAACCAGUCAGAUAUUAUUAGUUUCAGAAAACACAAAAAAGGAUAAUAAUUUUUAUUUUUAUAAUGUAUAAACAGUUAAUCCAGAGAAAUGUUUAAUUUCUGUUAAAACACAUUAUAGCUUAUGUAAAUAGUCUUACGCAAAAAGAGAAACACUGAUCAAUUUUCAAGUGCCUUUUGUUUAACUGCACAUGAAUAAAGCGUAAUAUAUUUAAACAUGUUUUUUCCCCCAAGAAGUUUAAAUGAUUCAUAGAUAAAAAAAAUUAUAUUCGUAAAAUCUCUCAGCGAGAUUGAAAUGAUUACUUCCAACGCUUCGUUCGACAAUCUGAUCCGAACUUCUUCAGGGAAAUUCAUAGAAAUUAACAUAACAGAGGUUGAUAUCUAUAACAGGAACAUCUCUUGUUUUUAAAAACUUUGUUCAAUCAUAUGAGUCAUGAAACAGGUAUCAACAUGUAUAAUAAACAAAAUUGUAUGAGCUGUGAUCAGAAUUUG